Messenger RNA from Panicum hallii, 1546 nucleotides. RefSeq names its product protein trichome birefringence-like 19. Gene Ontology annotation, cellular component: Golgi apparatus. The record is from RefSeq and is a predicted model, not a curated record. The transcript has a single exon. Gene Ontology annotation, molecular function: O-acetyltransferase activity. The coding region runs from base 119 to 1345 and encodes 408 amino acids. Lineage: Eukaryota; Viridiplantae; Streptophyta; Magnoliopsida; Poales; Poaceae.
CAUGAAACAGUACGGGAAAAAUCUAUAUAUGCCCAUACACCAGUCAUGAACAAUGAAUAUUUCCAUUCUGAAUCGCUAAUCUAUUGUUACUUGUUAGUCUUGGGAUCUGAUUGCCAGAAUGAAGUUUCAUGAAAUCAAGCUUCCAUACCCCAUCAUCCAUUGUGCCGUCCCCGCCGCCCUCCUCGCGACGUGCCUUUUGAUCCUCGCCGUCGUGAUCCUGCCCGACCACCGCGAGCCACUGCUGCCGCCGGUGGCGACCGACGACGGCCAUGGCGGCAGCAACUUGUCGUGCAACAUCUUCAAGGGCGAGUGGGUGCCGGACCCGGGCGCGCCGCGCUACACCACGGAGACCUGCCCCGUGAUCCACGGCCACUACGACUGCGCGCGGUACGGCCGGCCGGACCUCGGGUUCGUCCGGUGGCGGUGGCGCCCCGCGGGGUGCGAGCUGCCGCGCCUUGACGCGGCGCGGUUCCUGCGCGCGGCGAGGGGCAGGUCCAUGGCAUUCGUCGGGGACUCGCUCGCCAGGAACCAGAUGCACUCGCUGGUGUGCCUCCUGGCGCGCGCCGAGCGGCCGUCGCCGUGGACGAACGCGACGAGGCACGCGUACCGCUUCGGGCGGCACGGGUUCACGGUCGCGUCGUUCUGGUCGCCGUUCCUCGUCCGCGCCGUCGAGGCGGACCCGGACGGGCCGACUGGGAGCGGAGCGGGCCUGUGGAGCCUCCACCUCGACGAGCCGGACGCCGGGUGGGCGGUGCGCGCCGGCGAGUUUGAUUAUGUGGUGGUCUCGGCGGGGAGCUGGUUCUUCCGCCCGUCCAUGUUCCACGAGCGCGGCCGCCUCGUCGGGUGUAACGGCUGCCUCGCGCCCAACGUCACCGACCUCACGCUCCGGUACCCGCUGCGGAAGGCGUUCCGGACCGCGCUCCGGGCGGCGGCGGCCGCCGCGGGCGCGCCCGGGCCUGGCGGCCGGCGCCGCGCCAGGACGGUGGUCGUGCGCACGCUCUCGCCGUCGCACUACGAGAACGGGACGUGGAACGCGGCCGGCGACUGCGAGCGGACGCGGCCGCUCGCGCGCGGCGGGUGGGAGAUGAACGCGGUGGAGAAGGAGAUGUACGCGAUACAGGCCGGGGAGUUCGCCGCGGCGGCGGCGGGGAGGGAGGGGAAGGGGGCGAGGAUGCUACUGCUCGACGCCACGGAGGCGAUGGCGCUGCGGCCGGACGCGCACCCGAGCAAGUACCGGCUGUGGCAGCCCGACAGGUUCAACGUGUCGCGCGACUGUUUGCACUGGUGCCUGCCCGGCGCCAUGGACGCCUGCAACGACAUGCUGAUCCACAUGUUGCUGCACUAGAAACAGGCCCGAUUCGACGAGUUGCCAUUCUUUUGAUGUUUGAUUUCGGUACGCCGUUAGCAGUCGUAGAGUGUUCUACCAUAAAUCAAGCUGCAGCUGACAAACAAUCACCGAGAAUAUGAGAUUCCUGCUGAAAUUACAAACAAUCUCGUGGAUUUUUAAUUGUAAUCGGUGAAGAGAUAAAAGCAAUACUAGAGACAA